This is a messenger RNA of Pieris macdunnoughi, 864 nucleotides long. The record is from the annotation of a GenBank genome assembly. NCBI's taxonomy places the organism in Eukaryota, Metazoa, Arthropoda, Insecta, Lepidoptera, Pieridae.
AUGGAUUUGCUAGAAUUGGUUUCAUCAAAUAAAAUUUUUGGGGGUCUCCAAAAGGUAUUCUCCCAUCAGUCAACUGAGCUUACAUGCAAAAUGAAUUUUUCUGUUUAUUUUCCUCCGCAAGCGGAGGGUGGUGAUGUUAGACUACCAGUUAUUUUCUACCUAUCUGGAUUAACCUGCUCAGAACAAAACUUUAUUUCAAAAUCUGGUUUUCAAAGAUAUGCAGCGGAACAUGGAAUCAUUGUUGUGGGCCCAGACACUUCACCAAGAGGGGUUAAAAUACCUGGAGAUGAUGAAUCAUGGGAUUUUGGGGUUGCUGCUGGAUUUUAUUUAGAUGCAACAAAAGAUCCAUGGUCUAAAAACUAUAGAAUGGGAAGCUAUGUUAAUAAAGAGCUUUAUGAUUUAAUAUUAAGUGCAUUUGAGAAUGUAGUUGAUAUAGACAGAAUUGGUAUAAUGGGCCAUAGUAUGGGGGGUCAUGGUGCUCUCACUUCCGGAUUAAGAAAUCCAGGCCAAUAUAAAUCAAUAAGUGCAUUUGCUCCUAUUUGUAAUCCAAGUGCCUGCCCAUGGGGUGUUAAAGCUUUUACUGGUUAUUUAGGUGAAGAUAAGAGUAAGUGGGUGGAAUGGGAUGCUACCGAACUUGUAAAGAAGUAUGAUGGACCACUACUUACUCUUCUAAUUGAUCAGGGUGCUGCUGAUAACUUCUAUAUCCAAAAGCAACUUAUGCCAGAAAAUCUUGUUGAAGCAUGCCGUUCAGUUGGAAUGCCUGUCAUUUUGAAUUUACGCGAGGGAUAUGACCAUUCCUAUUAUUAUAUUUCCACUUACAUCGGUGAACAUUUUGAUUUCCAUGCAAAAAUACUGAAGGCAUAA